CAUCGAUCGACCGUUAUCAAUCAGUUUUCAUUUCUUAUUGCCUCUCACAGCAACGUGCAAUGAACAAAGUGUGGACCGCGCUUCUUGCGGUCUGUGUCGCGCUGAUCUCGCUCGUUCUCGCCGACGACGCGGGUAGCAGCAACGUCGUCCAGCUCACGGGCGACAACUUUCAGGAGCUCACGCAGCUCGAAACCGGUGACCGCGGCGACUGGCUCAUCAAGUUUUACGCGCCGUGGUGCGGCCAUUGCAAGCGUCUCGCACCCAUCUUUAAAGAGCUCGCGGUCGAGGUCGCGGGCCAAACCUCGAUCGCCGAGAUAAACGUCGAGGCGCACAAUGACAUCAAGGAACAGUUUGGCGUCACGGGGUACCCGACGCUGCUCUUCUUCAAGCAGGGCAAGAUGUACAGCUUCAAGGGCGAGCGCUCGGUCGCGGGCUUCAAGACGUUCCUCGAAGGCGGGUACGAGACCAUGGACGCCAAGGCCGUGCCCAAGAAGCGCGACCCGAACGCGCCGUCGUUUGUCGAGGCGCUGACCGCCGACACGUUUGACGCCAAGGUGCUCGACAGCAAGAACGGCUGGCUCGUCAAGUUUUACGCCCCGUGGUGCGGCCACUGCAAGCAACUCGCGCCAACGUACGACGCGCUCUCGCAGGACCUGCACGGUCAAGUGCACAUUGCCAAAGUCGACGUCACCGAGCACGAAGCCAUUGGCGAGCGCUUUGGCGUCCAGGGCUUCCCGACGCUCGUCUUCUUCAAGGGCGGCAAGAUGUACGAGUAUGCGGGUGCGCGCAGCCUCGAUGCGCUCACGACGUUUGUAUCGACGGGGUACACGGAGAAGGCGGGCGACCCGAUUCCGAUGGCCGACGGCGGGAUCUCGGAAGACGAUUCGGCGGUCGUCAAGCUCACCACCGCCACCUUUGACGAGCUCGUCAUGGCACCGACCAGCGGCGGGUGGUUCAUCAAGUUUAUGGCGCCGUGGUGCGGCCACUGCAAGAAGAUGGCGCGGACGUGGGGAAAACUCGCUUUGUCGCUCCAAGACAACGCCGAUGUGCACAUUGCCAAGGUCGACGCGACCGACGACGUCGAGCUCAAGCUGCGCUUCCAAGUCAACGGGUACCCCACUGUUCUCUUCGUCAAGGACAACAAGAUGUAUGCGUACGACGGCGCGCGCACGCUCGAGGCGCUCUCUGCGUUUGCGACCGGCGGCUACGCCGAGCAGGAGGCCAAGGACAUUCCGACGUCGCCGCUCGUCGACCUCACCGACGACACCUUUGAUGCGGUCACGCGCGUGAAUGAGCCGAACGCCGACGCGUGGCUCGUCCAGUUCCACGCGCACUGGUGCGGCCACUGCAAGGACAUGAUGGGCGCGAUGCUCCAAACGGCCUUGACGCUCCAGGACCACGGCAACGUGCAUGUUGCCCGCGUCGACGCCGACAUCAACGCCAAGCUCGGCAUGCGCUUCGCCAUCACGGGCUACCCGACGCUCGUGCUCAUCCGCGACGGCCGCGUCUACGAGUUCGACGGCCUCCGUGACCCCAAGCUCAUGACGGCGUUUGCGUUGACCGAUUAUGCGACCAAGGACUCGCGUCCGCUGCCACAUCCGACGGACGGCAAGCCAGCGACCAAGAAGAAGGCGAGCGAGGUGGACCAAGCCGCACUCGUCGACGUGCAAGCGCUCACGACCGACGAUGUCCGUGGGUCCAAGCUGGCACGCCUCGUCAUGUUUCAUGCGCCGUGGUGUGGCCACUGCAACAAGCUGCUCCCGACCUUUGGCAAGGUCGCGACGGCGCUCAAGGCCAAGAACGUCCUGGCGGGCUCGAUCGAUGGCACCAAUGUCGCCAACCGUCCGCUCAUGCAAGCCUUUCGCAUCGCGUCGUACCCGACCAUCCUGAUGCUCCACGACACCUCGUACACGCUCUUUGAAGGCGACCGGAGUGUGGACGCGCUUGUGGCGUUUGCCGAUGGCGGCUACAAGACGACAUCGACCAAGAAGGACAUGCCGGUGAUUCCCAAGGCCGAAGCCAUCCAGCCACAGCAAGCCAUCCAGCCACAGCAAGCCAAGGAAGAAGCCACGCCGACCGAGAUGGCCGAGAACGUCCAUGUGGCCGAGUGGACUACCGCGAUCUUCGACACGGUGCUGGAGGAACCGGGCAACGACAGUGUCUCGUCGCCCGAGCUCUUCCUCCUCGAGUUUUACGCGCAGUGGUGCGGCCCGUGCCGCACGUUUGCAGCCGCGUACGAGGCCAUCGCCCAGGAUCUCAAGAGCGCAGCGCCCAACGUGGUCGUCGCGCGCAUCGAUGGCGCACUUGAGGACGAGCUGCGCACGCGCCUCAACGUCGAGAGCUACCCGAGCGUGCUUUUGGUCGACAAGAGCAAGCGGCUCGUGUACGCCUUCCCGAGCAAGGCGGAGCGAACCAAGGAUGCGAUCCUCAACUUUGUCAAGGGCGGGUACAAGGCGACGACGCCGACCGCGCUGCCGCACCCGCCGUCGGCGCUGCAUAUCAUCUUCCAAACGCUGUCGCUCGCUGUCUCGGAGUUGCUUCGCCCCGAGAUGAUGGCGGUCGUCUUGGCGCUCGGUGGCGGCAUCGGCUACACCUUUGCCGUCACGCGGUCCCCAAAGAAGCUCCCGACAGGCCUCACAAAGGCCAAGAAGAACGAGUAAAAAGAUAAUACAAAGAUAACUUGACUGCAUACACUUCCACGUUGCUGCAUUGCAACUAUAGAAGCAUCC
Messenger RNA from Saprolegnia parasitica CBS 223.65, 2729 nucleotides. RefSeq lists its product as hypothetical. The transcript has a single exon. Bases 60 to 2660 code for a protein of 866 amino acids. Lineage: Eukaryota; Oomycota; Saprolegniomycetes; Saprolegniales; Saprolegniaceae. Gene Ontology annotation, biological process: protein folding. Gene Ontology annotation, cellular component: endoplasmic reticulum. Gene Ontology annotation, molecular function: protein disulfide isomerase activity. The record is from RefSeq and is a predicted model, not a curated record.